AUGUUGAAAGACAAGUGCAUAUGUUUGAUAUCUCAAAUAACAAUAUCCACAACAAAAAAAGGUAAUCUAGAAAGACAUUUUAGAACUACGCAUUCAAAAUUUGAUAUAGAUGUCCCUCCUAAAACUGAAGUACGUAAAAAUCAAUUAGAAAAAGUAAAACUUGAAAUUGAUAAACAACAAUUGAUUUUUACUAAACCAGUUUUAAAAUCCAAAGUAGCAACAAUUGCUUCAUUUCGAAUUAUUCAUGUUUUAGCUAAGAAUAAAAAAUCAUUUUAA
Macrosiphum euphorbiae (potato aphid) is the source of this 276-nucleotide messenger RNA. Lineage: Eukaryota; Metazoa; Arthropoda; Insecta; Hemiptera; Aphididae. The record is from the annotation of a GenBank genome assembly.